UACUGCAUCCCUGUUGCAUCUUUACUGCAUCCCUGCCUGCAUCCCUGCUGCUUCCCUACUGCAUCCCUGCUGCUUCCCUGCCUGUAUCCUUACUGCAUCCUUAUUGCAUCCCCACUGCAUCUCUGCCACUUCCCUGCUGCAUCCCUUUUGCAUCCCUAUCUGUAUUCCCUCCUGCAUCCCUGCCCAUAUCCUUACUGCAUCCUUAUUGCAUCCCCACUGCAUCUUCGCUGCUUCCUUACUGCAUCCCUUUUGCAUCCCUAUCUGUAUCCCCUCCUGCAUCCCUGCUGCUUCCUUGUCUGUAUCCUUACUGCAUCCUUGCUACUUCCCUAUGGCAUCCUCACUGCAUCCCUACCGCAUCCCUGUUGCAUCCCUACCCGUAUCCCGUCCCUCUCACGUUCCCACCCACACAAACCCCACUCCCGCAUCCCCGGUUCAUCCCCCACAUCCCUCGUGGCCGCACUGUGGUUACCCUUUACCCUCACCCCCUCCGUCGCCCCCCGGAGCCGCCCCCGCCGCUCUCCGCCUCCUCGGGGCGGUGCUCGGUGUCUCCUUAUUAAGGGGCAUCGCCGCGGGGCGCGGGGAGGGGGCGAUGGACUACGCGGAGGCGGAUUAUUACUACGGGGAGGCGGAGGAGGAGGAGGGCAACGGGACGGCGUGCUCCUGGCAGGCGGACUGGGAGGCGUCGUUCGCUUUGCUGCCCGCUCUGUACGCUCUGGUCUUCGUGCUGGGGCUGGCUGGCAACGCGCUGGUGCUGCUGACGGUGUGGCGGGGUCCCCGAUCCAAGCGGCGCUCGGCCGACGCCUACAUCGGCAACCUGGCGCUGGCUGACCUCACCUUCGUGGUCACGCUGCCGCUGUGGGCCGCCUACACGGCGCUGCGCUUCCACUGGCCGUUUGGCGCCGCGCUGUGCAAGCUCAGCAGUUACCUGGUGCUGCUCAACAUGUUCGCCUCCGCCUUCUGCCUGGGCGGGCUCAGCGCAGAGCGGUACCGCGCCGUGCUCCGCGCCGCCCCCCCGCCGCCCCGCGCCGCCUCCGCCCGUGUCCGCCGCCCCGCGGCUCUGGGUCCUUUGGCCGCGCUCUGGGCGGCGGCGGCGGCGGCGGCUCUGCCCGCUCUGCUGCUCCGCGAGGCGCGGAGGGACGCGCGGAACCGCACGUUGUGCGACCUGCGGCUGGGGGGGGAGGGCGGCGGGGCGGAGCGGGCGGCGGCGGCGCUGAGCCUCGGGACCACCGCGCUGGGCUUCGCCGCUCCGCUGCUGCUCAUGGCCGUGUGCUACUGCUGCGUCGGCAGCGCCGUCCGACGCCACCUGCGGCCCCGACGAGCAGAAGCGGCGGCCCGGAGGCGGCUGCUGCGGCUGAUCGCGGCGCUGGUCGGGGUGUUCGCCGGCUGCUGGCUGCCCUUCCACCUGCUCAAGAGCCUCUUCGUGCUGGCCGCGGCCGGGCUGCUGGAGCUGCCGUGCGCGCUGCUCGGCCUCAUCUCCCGCCUGCAUCCCUACUGCACCGGCAUCGCCUACAUCAACAGCUGCCUCAACCCCUUCCUCUACGCCUUCCUCGACGGCCGGUUCCGCGCUCAGUGCCGGGCGCUGCUGGGGCUGCGCGGAUCCCGACCGCCCCCCGCCGCCUCCUCCACGCUGAGCGCCCCGACGCAGCGCUCCGAGCUGCCCUCCUCGGGGGGCACCAAGGUGUAGCGGCGCCCCUUCCUCACAAUAAACGGCCGUGCCGCCCUCGGA
This is a messenger RNA of Coturnix japonica (Japanese quail), 1726 nucleotides long. The record is from RefSeq and is a predicted model, not a curated record. NCBI's taxonomy places the organism in Eukaryota, Metazoa, Chordata, Aves, Galliformes, Phasianidae.